AUGACUGAGAUAUCCCCGCCUGGGACUGGGAUUCAUCCAGCUAGGGAAAUUGAACCUCAUAUCCAUCUAUCUCGACCGUCUUCCAGAGCCUCCAAGACAGAAACCCCAGCGGUUAGAUACCCUCCGAGCCUUCCAACUCAACCACCCACUGUUGAAACUGUGGAACCUACUGAAACUAUUCCUGCUUCGAAGCGCAAGUUGUUAGAAAGACAGUACUUUUUGUCGAUGUGCAUGAGUUUGUUCCUCGCCGGGUGGAAUGAGUCAGUUGCUGGCCCCUUGUUACCCCGAAUGCAAGCCACCUAUCAUGUUGGAUAUACUGUAGUAUCACUCAUCUUUAUCUGUAACUGUGUCGGCUUCAUAUCGGCCGCCCUUGUCAACCUUUGGCUAACGGAUCGUUUUGGGUUUGGAAAAGUAAUUACACUUGGUUCGAUCCUUCAAUUAAUUGCGUACUCAAUUCAAGCUCCCCAACCACCAUUUCCGCUUCUCGUCCUCUCUUACUUCAUCAAUGGUUUUGGUCAGGCUCUCCAAGACGCUCAAUCAAAUGGCCUCGUGGCGGCACUCCCAACAAACCCGCAGGCUAAGAUGUCUAUCUUACACGCCGCCUACGGCCUCGGUGCAUUCUCAUCACCACUUGUCGCAACCCAAUUUACCCAGCGGCGUAAAUGGACAUUUCACUUCUUGACUAGUCUUGGGGUCGCCUUCAUCAACAUGGUGGCCCUGGUAUGGAUCUGCCGUCUUAAGACGCAGGACGAAUUGCUUCGCAAUGUUGGAGUGGUUCACACUGAGGGGCAUAAUGAUUCUACCGAAGAUUCCAAGUUCGCGGAAAUGAUGAAAUCGGGUGUUGUUCAGCUUCUGGCAUCUUUCAUUCUUGUUUACGUUGGAGUCGAAGUAACCAUUGGCGGAUGGAUUGUAUCGUUCAUCGUCGAGAAGCGCGGGGGCGGGAGCAACGCUGGAUAUGUGUCCAGCGGAUUAACACUGGGUCGAAUGCUACUUAUCUGGUUGAAUCAGAAGCUUGGUCCACGCAGGGCCAUAUACCUUUACGGGUUAUGCGCCAUAGGCCUCGAGUUCACAAUUUGGUUCACGCCUUCACUUAUCGAGAAUGCACUGGCGGUCUCCUUUGUCGGUCUCUUUUUAGGGCCUAUUUACCCGCUUGUAAUGAACGUAGCGUCCGCCAUCGUACCUAGGCGCAUUCUGACUGGCUCGAUUGGGUGGAUAGCUAGCAUUGGUCAAACAGGAUCCGCUACAUUCCCGUUUAUUCUUGCAGUGAUAGCACAACACUAUGGGCUCCAAGUUUUACAGCCACUUUUGAUUGGAACAAUUUCUUUUAUGCUUGGGGUUUGGUUCUUUGUUCCAACUCCAGAUAGGCGCAAAGAUUAA
Cantharellus anzutake is the source of this 1377-nucleotide messenger RNA. RefSeq names its product MFS general substrate transporter. Bases 1 to 1377 code for a protein of 458 amino acids. Gene Ontology annotation, cellular component: membrane. Lineage: Eukaryota; Fungi; Basidiomycota; Agaricomycetes; Cantharellales; Hydnaceae. The record is from RefSeq and is a predicted model, not a curated record. Gene Ontology annotation, biological process: transmembrane transport. Gene Ontology annotation, molecular function: transmembrane transporter activity. The transcript is spliced from 13 exons.